AUGUUGAUGUUACUGUUUUGUGUUUGCCUUGUUGGAUACUCGGUAUCCACGCCAACUAUAAAAGACACUAGGAUAGUCGGUGGUGAAGAUGUCGACAUAACGGAGGUGCCUUAUCAAGUCUCGUUGAUGUUCCGAGGGCGGCACACGUGUGGAGGCGCUAUUAUUGCCAACGAUCUUGUUAUAACCGCCGCGCACUGUUUGGUGGGUUCGCUCCCAAGUAAUCUUCAAAUCCGUGUGGGUUCCUCGUCAAGCCGAACUGGUGGUGAAAUUUACCCAGUCGGUGACUAUUUGUACCACUCCAACUUCACGUACAGCAGAAUGGACUGCGACAUUGGUGUGAUAUGGCUCUCCAGGCCCCUGGAGUUCAAUGAACGCGUGGCUCCUAUAGAUUUGUAUGAACAAGAUGAUGAAAUAGAUGACGGUGAUGAGACUAUUGUUACUGGGUGGGGUAAUUUGAGGGAAGGCGGUGGCUCUCCACAAACUCUCCAGAUUGUUUCCGUACCAACAGUGAGCGAGAGUAUGUGCAGAAAAGCGUAUUCACCAUUGUACAGAAUCACCAAGUCGAUGCUCUGUGCUGGUCUACCUGAAGGUGGAAAGGAUGCUUGCCAGGGUGACAGUGGUGGACCUCUCGUACAUGAUGGGAAAUUAGCUGGUGUUGUCUCCUGGGGUUUGGGAUGUGCAAGACCCAAUUACCCAGGUGUGUACGCCAAGGUAUCCGCAUUGAGGGACUGGAUCGACGAGCAGAUCACAUAUUUGAGACUGAAACAUAUAUUUAGACAUUUGUAA
Messenger RNA from Zerene cesonia (dogface butterfly), 786 nucleotides. RefSeq names its product vitellin-degrading protease-like. The coding region runs from base 1 to 786 and encodes 261 amino acids. Gene Ontology annotation, molecular function: serine-type endopeptidase activity. The transcript has 5 exons. Lineage: Eukaryota; Metazoa; Arthropoda; Insecta; Lepidoptera; Pieridae. The record is from RefSeq and is a predicted model, not a curated record. Gene Ontology annotation, biological process: proteolysis.